AUGGAAGAAGAUUUUAAAAUUAAAGAAGAGUAAUCAGAAUAUAUUUCAAUAAGCAAAUUGCAGAAAUCAUUUCUUGAAUCUGAUCUCAAUAUUUAAAGCAUUUUAUAAGAAAUAAGUUGCAUUUACCAGUAAAGUCAUGAUUCUUAAAUCAAAACCUCUAUUAGGAGUAUUUUAAAGAAUUAGUUGAGCAAUCAUUCAUCUAAUCUGCAACAGUCUUUAUCAAAUUUAAACUUUUCUCUUGAUGAAGAUUAGUAGGAAGAUGAAGAAUAAAAGUAAAAUCAUCAAGAUGAUGACUAUUAAAAUUAAUAAAAAGUACAUCUUUCAAAUUAGAAUCUAUUUAAACCUCAAAAUGGUGAUAACCAAAGCAUAAAUAUUAGCUAUUAGUAGAUGAGUGUGAACAAUAGUAAUAAAUUCUAGCCAAAUUUUUAUAGAGAUCUAAAUAACAUAGAACUUAGCAGAGAAUAUAAAUAUUUUAAAGAUGUCAAAUUUAACUCAGACAAUUAAAUUUCUAAAUUUCAUAAUGAUUCAAACCCUUAAAAUGAAAAUGAAGUUGAUACUUUAUAAUAUACUAAUAAGCAAAGUUAAAUUAUAAAUGAUGAGGUUUAUCAAAGGCGAUAAUCAGAAAAAAAGAAUAAUGGUGAAGAUAAUAGUUAAAAAUAAUUUAAUUGCUCUAGCUUUGUUAAAUAAAAUGAAGAAUAGGAAAUUGCAGAUGCUAAUUAAAGUUAGUUGAGAGUCCCAAACAAAUAAAGCGAUAAAAAAUUGAUAUAAAAUAUUGAAAUUACUGAUGAUAAUUAAAAUAUAUCUCAAGUAAGAAAUAGGAGCUAGAUUUCACAAAGCAAUUCGAAUGAUAUUCAAAUUCAAAAACUUAAUUAGGAAGAUUUAGGAUAAAAUAUAGAAGGAUAAGACAAUAAUGUUAGAAAGCAAAACAAAAAUUAACAAAGGUUGAUUAGAAAUAGAAAUUAUUUUCUAUUUUAAAUUUAAAAUAAUAAAAAUUCUUUAUUAUUUUUGCUGCUAGUGAUUUCCAUAACUUUAGCUAUAUUGGUGGCUUUAAAGCCAAAAAUUAUGCCUAAUUUCUUAUUUUUAAAUUACUUCAAAGAAGACUUCAAAUAAAUUUAAUUCAAAGAACUAUAAGCAAGUUUAGAAGUAUAAAUAAAAUACACUCAGAAAUUAUAACAGCAGCUAAAAGAAAUUGCUGAAUAAAAGAUAACUUUGGAAAAAGAAUAAAAUGCUACUAUAUAAAAAUUGAAAGAUGGUUUAGAAUAAUAACAAUUAGUGUAAUAACAGAAAGAAUUUGAGUAAUAAAAAAAUAUUAAUAAUUUAUAAUUAUAAUUGGAGUAAUUAAAAUAACUCAUGAUAAACUAGCAAGAGCAGUACAAUUAAAAUGUGAGUUAACUACAAUUAUCACUUCAAAGCAAUAUACAAUAACAAGAAUUCCUUUAAUAAUAAAAUAAUUUACUAACCAAAGAAAAAACUUAAAUCUAAUCUGAGUUAUUAGAAACGACUUCUAAGUAUGACUAACUAAAAGAGCUCUACGAUAAUCUUCAUCAAGUUUUAGAAUUAUUCAAGAAAACUUCAUUUUGA
This is a messenger RNA of Tetrahymena thermophila SB210, 1581 nucleotides long. Its product is annotated as transmembrane protein, putative. Lineage: Eukaryota; Ciliophora; Oligohymenophorea; Hymenostomatida; Tetrahymenidae. The record is from RefSeq and is a predicted model, not a curated record. The transcript has a single exon.